Messenger RNA from Peromyscus eremicus (cactus mouse), 4597 nucleotides. RefSeq names its product NPHS1 adhesion molecule, nephrin (gene Nphs1). Gene Ontology annotation, cellular component: cell-cell junction. Lineage: Eukaryota; Metazoa; Chordata; Mammalia; Rodentia; Cricetidae. Gene Ontology annotation, biological process: cell-cell adhesion. Gene Ontology annotation, molecular function: cell adhesion molecule binding. The record is from RefSeq and is a predicted model, not a curated record.
GAAAGAACCUUUAACAGGGCAAGCUUAGGGCAGAAAGGAGAUUCUGAGACAGAAAGUCCAGGACAGUCAGAGACGAAGAUGGGAGUCUAGGGAGAGAGACAGAGACAGAGAGAGACAGAGAGAGAAGCAGGGAACACAGAGAGAGACUCAGACAAGACAACAAGCCAAGUGGCUGGCGAUGGGCACUGAGGAAGUCACCGUCAGAGGCCCUGGGGUGAACCUAAUACACAGGACUUCCAGCUUGACUCCCCUGCUGCUCGUGGGACUGCUGACCACAGGCCUGGCCCAGUCAUCAGUCCCUGCCUCCGUUCCUCGGGGCUUUUGGACUCUGUCUGAAAACCUGACUGCAGUGGAAGGGACAACGGUUAAGCUGCCGUGUGGGGUCAGAGCCCCUGGCAGUGUGGUGCAGUGGGCUAAGGACGGGCUCCUUCUGGGUCCAAACCCCAGGAUCCCAGGCUUCCCAAGGUACAGCCUGGAAGGAGAUCCUGCUAAAGGGGAAUUCCACCUGCUUAUUGAAGCCUGUGACCUCAGUGACGACGCAGAGUAUGAAUGUCAAGUUAGCCGCUCAGAGAUGAGCCCCGAGUUCGUGUCUCCCAAAGUAAUCCUCUCCAUCCUAGUCCCCCCCAAAGUGCUUCAGUUGACGCCUGAGGCAGGAAGCACAGUCACCUGGGUAGCUGGGCAGGAGUAUGUGGUCACCUGUGUGUCUGGGGAUGCCAAACCAGCACCUGACAUCACCUUCAUCCAGAGUGGACAAACUGUGCUGGACGUCUCCUAUAAUGUGAACGAUGGGUCUGAGGAGAAGCUCUUCAUCACAGAGGCUGAAGUCAGGGUGACACCCCAGAGCUCGGAUAAUGGGCAGUUACUCGUCUGUGAGGGGUCCAGCCCAGCUUUGGACGCUCCCAUCAAGGCUUCAUUCACCAUGAAUAUUCUGUUUCCCCCAGGACCUCCUGUCAUUAAUUGGCCAGGUUUGGAUGAGGGCCAUGUCCAGGCAGGGCAGAACCUGGAGCUGCCCUGCCUGGCCCGAGGUGGAAAUCCUCCUGCUACCCUGCAGUGGCUGAAGAAUGGUGAACCAGUGUCCAUAGCUUGGGGCACAGAGCAUGCCCAGGCAGUGGCCCACAGUGUGCUGGUGAUGACUGUGCGCCCUGAAGACCAUGGAGCUCGGCUCAGCUGUCUGUCCUACAACAGCGUAUCUGCAGGGACCCAGGAGCGAAGCAUCACACUGCAGGUCACCUUUCCCCCGAGCGCCAUCACCAUCCUGGGAUCUGCAUCGCAGUCUGAGAACAAGAAUGUGACUCUCUGCUGCCUUACCAAGUCCAGUCGCCCCCGGGUCCUGCUGCGAUGGUGGCUGGGUGGACGGCAGCUGCUGCCCACUGAUGAGACAGUCAUGGAUGGCCUGCAUGGUGGCCACAUCUCUAUGUCCAAUCUGACACUCUUGGUGCGGAGGGAAGACAAUGGCUUGUCCCUCACAUGUGAAGCCUUCAGCGAUGCCUUUAGCAAGGACACCUUCAAGAAAUCACUCACCUUGAACGUGAAAUACCCUGCCCAGAAGCUGUGGAUUGAGGGACCCCCAGAGGGGCAGUACAUCCGGACUGGGACUCGGGUAAGGCUGGUGUGUUUGGCCAUCGGAGGCAAUCCAGACCCUUCCCUCACCUGGCUUAAGGACUCACGCACGGUGAGCAGCGAGCCUCGGCAGCCCCAGGAGCCCCGGCGUGUGCAGCUGGGCAGUCUGGAGAAGUCUGGCAGCACGUUCUCCCGUGAGCUGGUGCUGGUCAUAGGACCCUCAGACAAUCAAGCCAAGUUCUCAUGCAAGGCGGGUCAGCUCAGCGCGUACAGGCAGUUGGUGGUGCAGUUCCCCCCAACCAACCUGACCAUCCUGGCCAACUCAUCCGCUCUGCGCCCGGGCGAUGCCUUGAACCUGACCUGUGUCAGCAUCAGCAGCAACCCCCCAGUCAACUUGUCUUGGGACAAGGAGGGAGAGAGGCUGGAAGACGUGGCCGCACCACCCCAGAGCGCCCCGUUCAAAGGCUCCGCUGCAUCCAGGAGUGUUUUCCUUCGCAUAUCAUCCAGAGACCACGGGCACCGGGUGACCUGUCGGGCUCACAGCGCCGCACUUCACGAAACUGUGAGCUCCUUCUACAGCCUCAACGUUCUGUACCCUCCAGAGUUCCUGGGGGAGCAAGUGCUGGCAGUGACGGCCGUGGAGCAAGGCCAGGCGCUGCUGCCCGUGUCCGUGUCUGCUAACCCCGCCCCGGAGGCUUUCAACUGGACCUUCCGGGGCUACCGCCUCAGCCCAGCUGGCGGUCCCCGGCAUCGCAUCCUGUCUGGCGGAGCUCUGCAGCUGUGGAAUGUGACCCGAGCUGAUGGUGGCAUCUAUCAGCUUCACUGCCAGAAUUCAGAGGGCACCGCCGAGGCGCUGGUGAAGCUGGACGUGCAUUAUGCUCCCACCAUCCGUGCCCUCCAGGACCCCACUGAGGUAAACGUUGGGGGUUCCGUGGACAUCGUCUGCACCGUUGAUGCCAAUCCCAUCCUCCCAGAGAUGUUCAGCUGGGAGAGACUGGGGGAAGAUGAGGAGGAUCUGAGCCUCGAUGACAUGGAGAAGAUGUCAAAGGGAUCCACUGGGCGUCUGCGGAUUCACCAGGCCAAACUGUCACAGGCUGGUGCUUACCAGUGCAUUGUGGACAAUGGGGUGGCACCAGCAGCAAGAGGGCUUGUCCGUCUUGUUGUGAGAUUUGCCCCCCAGGUGGAUCGCCCAACUCCCCUAACCAAAGUGGCUGCGGCUGGGGACAGCACCAGCUCAGCGACCCUCCACUGCCGGGCCCGAGGUGUCCCCAACGUUGACUUCACUUGGACCAAAAAUGGGGUCCCUCUGGAUCUCCAAGAUCCCAGGUACACAGAGCACAAGUACCACCAAGGUGUUGUCCACAGCAGCCUCUUGACGAUUGCUAAUGUGUCCGGCCAGGACUACGCCCUCUUCACAUGCACAGCCACCAACGCCCUCGGUUCCGACCACACCAACAUCCAGCUCGUCAGCAUCAGCCGCCCUGACCCUCCUCUGGGACUGAAGGUUGUAAGCACGACCCCUCACUCGGUAGGGCUGGAGUGGAAGCCUGGCUUUGAUGGGGGUCUGCCUCAGCGGUUCCAAAUCAGGUACGAGGCCCUGGAGACCCCAGGAUUCCUCUACGUAGAUGUCCUGCCACCCCAGGCCACCACCUUCACACUGACUGGACUGAAGCCUUCUACACGAUACAGAAUCUGGCUGCUGGCCAGCAAUGCCCUAGGGGACAGUGGAUUGGCUGACAAAGGGAUCCAGGUCUCCAUCACUACUCCAGGCCUGGACCAGGCUCCUGAAGACACAGACCACCAGCUGCCCACAGAGCAGCCUCCAGGACCCCCGAGGCUGCCCCUGCUGCCCCUGCUGUUUGCGGUCGGUGGUCUUCUCUUGCUUUCCAACGCCUCCUGCGUUGGGGGACUCCUCUGGCGGAGAAGAUUGAGGCGCCUGGCUGAGGAGGUCUCAGAAAAGACGGAGGCAGGGUCGGAGGAAGACCGAAUCAGGAACGAGUAUGAGGAGAGUCAGUGGACUGGGGACCGGGACACAAGAAGCUCCGUGGCUAGCACAGCGGAAGUGGAACCACAUUACUACUCCAUGAGGGACUUCAGCCCCCAGCUUCCCCCCACACUGGAAGAGGUGUCGUAUCCCCAAGCCUUCACAGGUAUUGAAGAUGAAGACAUGGCCUUCCCUGGACACCUGUAUGAUGAGGUGGAGAGAGCCUAUGGCCCGCCUGGGGUCUGGGGACCCCUCUAUGAUGAAGUCCAAAUGGACCCCUAUGACCUUCGCUGGCCUGAGGUCAAGUAUGAAGAUCCAAGAGGACUCUAUGAGCAGGUGGCAGAAGACUUAGGUGUUGCGGAACCUAACUCUCUACCCUUUGAGCUGAGAGGACAUCUGGUCUGAGACUCUUUGUGACACACAUUUCCGACAGCAACGGGGAAGACAUGAAGGAAUGUGUGUGAGUGACAAGAAGAUUCAAGUUGACAUCUGGGAUAAGCAAGGCUCCUUUUAUAGGAAUGAAACUUCUCCGAAGGAACAGAGCCACUGGAAAUGACAUCUGAACAAUGAGAAUCUAUUUUAAGCAUCAUUAUACUUUUCAAAAGUAAAAAUUUUAGAAGUAGGAAAGACCUAUUAAAAUCCCAUUCAGAGCCUAGGGAUGCGCUCAGUGGAAGGGUGUGCGCUUUAGCGUGUGUGAGGUUCUGGGUUGCAGGUUACAGCCAGCCUUGGCGUUCGUUACACACACACAAGGCUGGGCAUGGUGGUCCACCCCUGUCAUUCUGGCUCUGCAGGAUGCUGAGGCAAGAGAAACACAAGUUCAAAGUCAGCCUGGGCCACUGAAAGUAUAGGGGCUGGAGAGAUGGCCUGGGGAUUCAGAGUUCUAAUGGCAGCUAACACUCUGAGGACCUGAGUUUGGUUCCCAGCACCCACAUCAGGUGACUCACAAUCACGUCCCUCCAGCUCUAGAGAAUCUGAUGUUUUCUUCUGAUCCCCAUGGGCACCUGCACUCAUGUGUACAUACCCUUAUAGACACAUACAUAUACACACAAUUAG